Messenger RNA from Wallemia ichthyophaga EXF-994, 1215 nucleotides. RefSeq lists its product as uncharacterized. The coding region runs from base 1 to 1215 and encodes 404 amino acids. Gene Ontology annotation, cellular component: nucleus; cytoplasm. The record is from RefSeq and is a predicted model, not a curated record. Gene Ontology annotation, molecular function: DNA binding; 5'-flap endonuclease activity; 5'-3' exonuclease activity. Lineage: Eukaryota; Fungi; Basidiomycota; Wallemiomycetes; Wallemiales; Wallemiaceae. The transcript is spliced from 3 exons.
AUGGGCGUUAAAGAUCUAACGGCGGUGAUAAAGAGGUUUUGCCCGGACGUUAUAACGAAUCUCAGCGGGCGGUGGUGGGCGAUCCGCGGUGCUACUGUUGCCAUCGACACGACGUUGCUCACACAGCGCUACUACUACGGACGGGUGCCGCAUCUAGAAGCCCUUGCGCGGCUGGUGCACGACGCAAACGCCGCCAACGUCCGCCUGAUAGGCGUGUUCGACGGUGACGGCCGUCUCGAUCAGAAGGGGCGGGAGAGGGAGCGACGUGAGCGCACACGCGCCGUCCACCGCUCCCGUCUGGCUGGCGAGGAGGCGAGGCUCCACCGGCUCGUGGGUUUCGAAGCGGCUUUCAAAGCGGCAGUGGAAAGCAAGGACUAUACGCGCGUCUGCGGUUAUGUGGAUAGCGUGGUUAUACCCCGCUCGCCCGCCCAGGCACAGCAGCUGCGCGACUUGGAGGAGCGGCGGGUGUAUGGGAGUGUGCAGAGCCACAGAGAGGCAGAGGCAUACACACAAACACACCUCAACCACCUCAAGAACUCUACUAACUCGGCUAUCACCCGCUACAGCAAGCGUCCACCGAAUAGCGCCGUGUAUAGCCGCGUUAAAGACCUCCUCGGGGCUGCUGGUGUUCCUGUAAUCACCGUCGACCAAUCGCCAAAGCAACUGCACGAGGGGGAAGCACUGGCUAGUGCACUUGUCUUGCGUGGUUUGGCAGAUUACGUGCUUAGUGAGGACACUGAUGUGCUCAUUUACGGUGCAAAGUUGAUUCGCGAUGGCGGUGAAGGCGGUAUUGCUAGAGUGUUUGAUGGUACUCAACUACACCACGCACUUCACCUCACCCACACGCAACUUAUAGACUUUGCACUCCUCGCUGGCACAGAUUUCGCCCUAACCGUUCCUUCUGUUGGACCAAUUCGGGCAUUAGACUACAUUAGGAAGUUUGGCAGUGUCGAAGAGGUACUUAUCCAGAAUACACCACUCAAGCAGCUCAUCGUGGAUAAACACGCACUCAGCAUUGAUGCCUUCUUGGGUGAAUUGAGACAGGCUAGGAAGGUGUACGAGACUUUACCAUCGACGCCCCACUCGAUACAGUUUGGUGUGUAUAACCAAGAUGCUGUUAACAGUAUUCUCCACCAAGACAAGAUUGAAAGAGGAACCAAGUCUUGGGGAGAAGACGACCAUCACUACAAACACCUUAAAGAAUGGGGAAUGUAA